AUGCCUUCUCAAGCGGUUGGCAAGUACUUGGAUCGCAACAAGCUGAAAAAAAGACUGGAGGAGAAAUAUGGCACAAAGUUCGAUUUCAACAUAGUCACGUCCCAGAGCGGCACGAAUUGGGAUUAUCCUGAUGGUCACACCGGGCUAUCCGAGGAUGAGAUCGAGCAGUGCCAGAAAGAUCCGCCUCAGGCUUGA
Zasmidium cellare ATCC 36951 is the source of this 195-nucleotide messenger RNA. RefSeq lists its product as uncharacterized. Lineage: Eukaryota; Fungi; Ascomycota; Dothideomycetes; Mycosphaerellales; Mycosphaerellaceae. The transcript is spliced from 4 exons. The record is from RefSeq and is a predicted model, not a curated record. Bases 1 to 195 code for a protein of 64 amino acids.